AAAAGGAUAUACAAAAAUCAAAAUCCAAGAAAAAGGCUUUGGAGAGAGAAACCUGAACAUCAUACGAAAUCAUUCAUUAUACUCCUUCCUCCAAACCCCACUACUUGAGCAGAAAAGAUUUGCUUUAUUAAUUCAAAAAUAUCAAGAAAUCUCAUUCUUAAAGUUCUAUUUGAUUAUUUCACCAAUACAGUAGUCAGUGUAGUUCUGUACUAGUAGACCUGGGGUAGAUUGAGGAGUAAUGGCAGGGUACAGAGCUGAAGAUGACUAUGACUACCUGUUUAAGGUGGUUUUGAUUGGAGAUUCAGGUGUUGGCAAGUCCAACUUGCUUUCAAGAUUCACCAGAAAUGAGUUCAGCCUUGAGUCCAAGUCUACAAUUGGUGUUGAGUUUGCUACCAGAAGCUUGAAUGUUGAUAAUAAAGUCAUCAAGGCUCAGAUUUGGGAUACUGCUGGCCAAGAAAGGUAUCGGGCCAUCACCAGCGCCUAUUACCGCGGUGCUGUUGGUGCCUUGCUUGUGUAUGAUGUGACACGGCAUUCUACUUUUGAGAAUGUAGAAAGGUGGUUGAGGGAACUGAGAGAUCACACAGAUCCCAAUAUUGUUGUCAUGCUUGUUGGCAACAAGUCCGAUCUCCGACACCUUGUGGCGGUCUCAACUGAGGAUGGAAAGUCUUUUGCAGAAAGGGAAUCACUUUAUUUCAUGGAAACUUCUGCACUUGAAGCUACCAAUGUGGAUAGUGCAUUUGCAGAGGUCCUUACGCAGAUUUACCAUAUAGUGAGCAAGAAGGCCAUGGAGGCUGGUGAAAAUGGAGCUAAUGGAACAGUUCCAUCAAAGGGAGAGAAAAUCGAUGUCGGUAAGGAUGUAUCCGCUAUGAAGAAAGGUGGCUGCUGUUCAACAUAGUUUUUAACCAAGUUGAUAUGCAGCAUUCUGAGGUGUUUAUUUAAAUUGCUGGAUGUAUGUCUACACUGAGAUUGUAGCUAAAGUUUCUAAAUUAAGCGCCUACAUAGACGUGGAAAUUGUCUCUGUUAUUAUUUUUGUUCUAAAUAUUUGAGCAGGACUGCUGUUACAUCUAGACAAGCAGAAUUUGGUUAGAAAUGAAAUGUUGGUCCUGUUGUUUUCAUUUAUUCAUUGAUGGUGUACUCUUUUAGGACCA
Coffea eugenioides is the source of this 1148-nucleotide messenger RNA. Its product is annotated as ras-related protein RABA1c. The record is from RefSeq and is a predicted model, not a curated record. Gene Ontology annotation, cellular component: endosome. Gene Ontology annotation, molecular function: GTPase activity; GTP binding. The coding region runs from base 239 to 895 and encodes 218 amino acids. The transcript has 2 exons. Lineage: Eukaryota; Viridiplantae; Streptophyta; Magnoliopsida; Gentianales; Rubiaceae.